UGUUAUAACCGCCCAGGGCCUCAGUGUGAUGCACAAAACAACUCACAUAUCUUAUCUUCGUACCCCUAACCUACCAGCAAACAUGUCCGGACGUGGCAAGGGCGGCAAGGGCCUGGGCAAGGGCGGCGCCAAGCGCCAUCGCAAGGUGCUUCGCGACAACAUCCAGGGCAUCACCAAGCCCGCUAUCCGCCGUCUGGCUCGUCGUGGCGGUGUGAAGCGUAUCAGCGGCCUGAUCUACGAGGAGACCCGCACUGUGCUCAAGACCUUCCUGGAGAACGUCAUCCGCGACUCGGUCACCUACACCGAGCACGCUCGCCGCAAGACCGUGACCGCCAUGGACGUGGUCUACGCGCUCAAGCGCCAGGGCCGCACCCUGUACGGCUUCGGUGGCUAAGCAACUCCUACACCCUGCACACGCUGUAUCUGCCACGUCUUCCCUCACCUGGAGAAGCGGGGCGCACGUGGCGUGCCAGGACCUAAAACCCCCAAAAAAACUCGGUGUUUCUCAACACCACCCUCAACCUCGGGAUUCUGUGCCUUUGUACAUGAUCAUCCCUGCCUCUACAUUUAUACCGUCCUGAGCCUGCACAAUGCCGGACAUUGCCGUUAUCCGCUUACAUAAGACACCAACCCCAGCUUCCGCACCACGCUGCCAACAUGCUCAGCGAGCCGCCUUUUCCUCGGGCCGUGCCUGCCACUCCGUGCUGCAGCAUACCGCAUGCGCUGCCGCGCUCCCGAGUGCCACAGACAGGGGUCAUUCCAGCGUUCCCUGCUGCAACGGCCUGCUGAAGACCGUGACACCAGAU
This is a messenger RNA of Chlamydomonas reinhardtii, 806 nucleotides long. RefSeq lists its product as uncharacterized. Gene Ontology annotation, molecular function: DNA binding; protein heterodimerization activity; structural constituent of chromatin. Bases 83 to 394 code for a protein of 103 amino acids. The transcript has a single exon. Gene Ontology annotation, biological process: nucleosome assembly. Gene Ontology annotation, cellular component: nucleosome. Lineage: Eukaryota; Viridiplantae; Chlorophyta; Chlorophyceae; Chlamydomonadales; Chlamydomonadaceae. The record is from RefSeq and is a predicted model, not a curated record.